Messenger RNA from Alternaria postmessia, 1161 nucleotides. RefSeq lists its product as uncharacterized. The coding region runs from base 1 to 1161 and encodes 386 amino acids. The transcript is spliced from 2 exons. Gene Ontology annotation, molecular function: pantoate-beta-alanine ligase activity. Gene Ontology annotation, biological process: pantothenate biosynthetic process. The record is from RefSeq and is a predicted model, not a curated record. Lineage: Eukaryota; Fungi; Ascomycota; Dothideomycetes; Pleosporales; Pleosporaceae.
AUGGCAUCACUCCGUUACGCAGCCGUACCGAUAGCGCGACGAUGCGUGUCAAGGGGCUUUUCGCGUGCAUUGCGAGUUCCUGCGAGCCACGGCAUUCGGUGUCUGUCCACGAGCCCAUCACUGCGUAAUGCCUCGCCCUCCGCAGCCCAAACGCACAUCUUCCGCGAUGUCGCGCCUUUACGAGACUACCGCCGACAUCUCCGCUCCGACAAUCGUACAGUUGGCCUUGUCCCAACCAUGGGUGCCCUGCACGAGGGCCAUGUCUCGCUCAUGCGUCACGCAGCCGCUGAGAAUACCGAUGUCUUCGUUACCAUCUACGUGAAUCCUACACAAUUCGGACUGAAUGAGGAUCUCGCGUCCUACCCGAAGACCUGGGAGGCGGACAUGCAAGUGUUGGAAGACUUGAACCAGGAACUGGCGACUGCAAACCAGGGACGCGUGACAGCUGUCUUCGCACCAACCACAAAGACCAUGUACCCUACACUGCCACCCGACAGCAGCAUACCAGGUGUAGGGAGCUUCAUUGAGAUGCGUCCACUUGGCCAGCUAUUAGAGGGCGCGUCAAGACCUGUUUUCUUCCGCGGCGUAGCAACUGUAUGCAUGAAGCUCUUCAACAUCUGCGCCCCAGAUCGCGUCUACUUUGGGCAGAAAGAUGUCCAGCAAACCCGCGUUAUCAAGCGACUGAUUCAAGACUUUCACUUGGACACGAGCCUGCGCAUCAUCCCGACGUCCAGGGAAUCAGACGGACUUGCACUAUCUUCACGCAAUGUCUAUCUCGGCGCACGACGUCGCAGUGUUGGCAUCGUUCUCAACCAAGCGCUUCGCAAAGCAGAGCUACAGUACAAGAAUGGUAUGAGGCUGCGGAACGACGUCCUCUGGCCUGCAUUCGACCACGGCAAUAUGACACUGCUUGAGCAAGAGCACAUGGAACCUAGCAAACGCGCCAAGUUUGAGGUUGACUAUAUUAGUCUUGCAGACCCUGACACCAUGGAGGAGAUUGAUCAGAUUGACGAUUCGAGAGGCGCCAUUCUCAGUGGUGCGGUAAAAAUGCUCCCGGUCGAAGAUCCGCAAGACGGUGAGGAUUUAGGUCAGUUGGAUGCUGAAGGUCGCCAGGUACCUGUGCGCUUGAUCGACAAUCUGAUUCUAAAUCCAAUGAGAUAG